AUGAGCCGAAUUGCUAGUGAAGCGACUAGUGCAGACUCGAAUCGCGGGGUUGACCGCGCUGGUGAUCCCAGUAGCACCGCACGAAACGAUGGAGGAACACAUCCGGGAAGGUGUCCGCAGGAGGAGGAGAGCGCCAGCCUGGACCAUCAGGAGACGGUGAAGCGACGCAAGAUGCUGCCGUCAGCGAGUCAUCAGGGGGCGACGAUGGUGGGGUCAAUGGAGAGGCGGCGACCGCCGUUGCUGAAGUACAGGUGCUCAGAGGACGAGGAAGGUCACGACGCGAGGCACAUCCCCAAGCGUUCCUGCAUUCGCGAGUGCACGGCGAAGUUAUCGAGUGUGGACGACGUCGGAAGCGCAAUCGCGCCGGCCGAUACGUGCUCGAGUACCAAGUCGCGUACGGGACAGUGGCGGACGGUCCCGUGGGGAAACGGUGGCUUGAUGUCGACAAGUGUAAAGCGCCGUUGGACGCAGGCAAGCUCGAGGACGAGCUUGGAGGGGAUGGCGAGUAGGCGAAGCGCGCGUCGACUGCGUGACACUGCGCAGAGCCCCGAGGUAGUGACAAUAGAUCUGACCGGCGAGUGA
Phytophthora infestans T30-4 is the source of this 582-nucleotide messenger RNA. RefSeq lists its product as uncharacterized. The transcript has 2 exons. The coding region runs from base 1 to 582 and encodes 193 amino acids. The record is from RefSeq and is a predicted model, not a curated record. NCBI's taxonomy places the organism in Eukaryota, Oomycota, Peronosporomycetes, Peronosporales, Peronosporaceae.